Messenger RNA from Mya arenaria, 1092 nucleotides. RefSeq lists its product as uncharacterized. Bases 66 to 1019 code for a protein of 317 amino acids. The transcript is spliced from 6 exons. Gene Ontology annotation, biological process: protein import into mitochondrial intermembrane space. Gene Ontology annotation, cellular component: mitochondrial intermembrane space. The record is from RefSeq and is a predicted model, not a curated record. NCBI's taxonomy places the organism in Eukaryota, Metazoa, Mollusca, Bivalvia, Myida, Myidae. Gene Ontology annotation, molecular function: protein-disulfide reductase activity.
UUGGCUGCUAGCUUGGUGUCAGUUUUUUAGAAUAUAAGUAAUUUUCCGUGGUUUUGCUGAUUUAAAUGAUGGCGGGUCGAUUAAAAUUAAUUAAACUACUUCAGCAUGCAAGAAAACUUUGUAAAGUAACUGCUGCACCCGCUGUCAUGUUUGGGACAGUGGCAGUUGGCUUCAAAAGGAAUACAUGGAAUGCGGACAAGAAAGAUUCCAUAGUGUUUCUGUCAAAAGAAGAAAAUGCAAAACCUUCAAAAGUGCAGAUCAAAAUGACAAAAAAUGGAGAAAACAGAGAAGACCCUGUGCUGCCGAAUGGCGAUUACAACUGGAGCUGUAAAUGUAUCGAACAUGACGUUGUGGGGCCUUGUAACAUAUCAUUCCGACCCCUAGCGAAGUUCAUGCAUGAUAACAAGAUCAAAGAAACCCUCGAUGUUUUGCCACAAGAGUUACGUGGACAGUUUGAUAGCCUGAUGGACGACUACCUAUCUUGUACUAUGGACCACCCAAAAUACUACGUUAACCUACUGUCAUUAGAAGAACUGGAAGAUAUACGAGAUGAGAAGGUCGCAGAGCAACAAAAACUGAAAGAUAGGGAGCUCCAUACUCAAAGAUUUGGGAAGGACACAGUGUUUUUCAUCUCUAAGGAAGAGAACAAGAUCCCAUGUAAAGUGGUAAUCCCAAAGGGUGAAGAUUUAGAGGAGUUUCGAGAACCUCUCAAUCCUGACGGCACCGUAAACUGGGCUUGUGGAUGUAUAGAAAGAGACGUGGUCGGCCCAUGCAACUCUGAGUUCCGUGUUUUCCGACAACUCAUUCAUGACACCAAGGGCUAUAAGGAUGAUAUGCCUAUGGAAAAGCAGAUGGAGCUACAUACAAUUAUUAAAAGCUACUUUGACUGUAUGAAUGAACAUCCAAUUUAUUAUGCGGCGACGCUAAAAAGGACAACUGAGGGUGAUGAUAGUGAAGAUGUAGAUGUUAAAGCUGACAAUAAUAAUGAUACUGAUUCUAAAGGAGAGGUUUCACCUUGAUAGUAAAUCAUUGUAAAUUUUUGGUAAACAUUUUCAUAGAAAAUAAUUGUGAAUUAAACAAACAAAAAAUGUU